This is a messenger RNA of Neofelis nebulosa (Clouded leopard), 3670 nucleotides long. RefSeq names its product HtrA serine peptidase 4 (gene HTRA4). Gene Ontology annotation, molecular function: protein binding; serine-type endopeptidase activity. The transcript is spliced from 9 exons. Gene Ontology annotation, cellular component: extracellular region. The coding region runs from base 1040 to 2485 and encodes 481 amino acids. Gene Ontology annotation, biological process: programmed cell death; positive regulation of apoptotic process; proteolysis. NCBI's taxonomy places the organism in Eukaryota, Metazoa, Chordata, Mammalia, Carnivora, Felidae. The record is from RefSeq and is a predicted model, not a curated record.
CCUGUGAGACAUUGUAACCCUAGUAAGGUGAAGAGUGGACUCAGGUCGAAAUAUUGGAGGUUAUACGUUUAUUUUUGAGUAGAAUGCUGAGCUCACAUGAAAAAGAGCAGAGGUAAGGCCCAGCUUUGUAGUUUACUUGACACAAAAGGUUUUUUCUUUUUCUUCCUAAAUAUAACUGUGCUCUGAUACGAGUAAAAGCAACCAAUAAAUAAAUAGCAGACUGAGUAGCUGAGCGGUGGGAUUUGAUGUUAGUUUUCACUGUUGACCAGAUAAACAGGCACAUGGAAGUAACACCAUUUUGGAAAUUGAGUUUCCCAAAUGAGCUUUGUUUAUAAACUUUGAAGAUAUCAAAAAUGGGCAGUUUAUUAAAUCUUUUCUACCAACAUCACUUUUUUUCCCCUCAUCCUUUUUUUCCUCCAUGUUAUUGCCUGUAGCAGUUACAGUCACUCAUGCUAAGUAGAAUUUGAAUAAAGCUAAUAUUGGCAAAAAUAUACUGUUUGACCCCUUCCCCCACUGCUUAUGGUGUGGCAUGAUUUUGUGUUUUGAACCAGUACGUUUCAGCUGUGAAAUGCACUCACUGCAAGCACUGAGCUGAGUGCAUGGAAACUGUUAUGCUUCUCAUUUUAUGUGAUCUACUAAUUGGUAUGUAGCAAAAAUAAUUUUCUAAAACUGUUUUGUUGCUUGUUUUGUAAUAAAACCAUGUGAAAUACUGAAAUGUGGUGUAUGUUUUCCUAACGCUGACCUUCUGUCCGUGGGUGGGUGAUCUCUCUAGUCAGUGUGCCCUGUUACUGGUUUUCUGCACUUCCCGAGGUAAGUGCCUGCACAGGGCAGGGCUGGCGACCUCUCUUCGUGGCGUGGGGGUAGACCUGGCCCCGGGGCGGGGACGGUGUGGGUGAUACGUGUGGGAUCUGCCAGGUUCUGCCCCAUAAAGUCUGGGGGUUGGCGGAGGCGACACCCAAGCCGGGAGAAAGUGUUGCUCACGUUAGAGCAGUUGCGAGACCAAAGUAACUGGAACAGAGCGAAGAAGGAAGGGGGCAGAAUGACUAGAUCUCUGCUGCGGCCCAUCGCGCUCGGACAACUCCUGCUGUGGCUGCUGCUGCCCCCGCUGCCUGUGCCCAGGGUCGAGGCUAGGAAGUCCAGGCCCUCGCUGCCCUGUCCGGCGGCCUGCGAGCCGACGCGCUGCCCCCUGCUGCCCACCUGCUCCGCUGGGGCGACGCCGGUGCUCGACCGCUGCCGCUGCUGCCGCGUCUGCGCGGCGGCCGAGGGAGAGGCCUGCGGUGGGACGCUGGGCCGGCGGUGCGCCCCGGGGCUGCAGUGCCGCGCGCCGCUCAGCGCCCAGCGCUUCCGCGGCGCCUGGAUGGGCACUUGCGGCUGCCCCGCGGCGGGAGCUGCCGUGUGCGGCAGCGAUGGGCGCACCUACCCCAACCUGUGCGCGCUGCGCGCCGAGAACCGCGCCGCGCGCCUCCGGGGCGCGCUCCCGGCCGUGCCCGUGCUGAAGGGCGACUGCGCCGACCAAGGGACCAGGAGUGUAGGCCGGCUCAGGAGCAAGUACAACUUCAUCGCCGCCGUGGUGGAGAAGGUGGCGCCAUCUGUGGUUCACUUGCAGCUGUUCCGCAGGUCACCUCUUGGCAGCAAGGAUAUUCCUGCAUCCAGUGGCUCUGGGUUCAUAGUGUCUGAGGAUGGGCUCAUUGUUACCAAUGCCCACGUCCUCACCAACCAGCAGCGGAUCCAGGUGGAGCUCCAGAGUGGGGUCCAGUAUGAAGCCACUGUCAAGGACAUUGACCAUAAAUUGGAUCUUGCGCUGAUUAAGAUUGAGCCAAACACUGACCUUCCUGUAUUGCUGCUGGGAAGGUCAUCUGACCUGUGGGCUGGAGAGUUCGUGGUGGCCUUGGGCAGCCCGUUUUCUCUGCAGAACACAGUGACUGCAGGAAUUGUCAGCACUACACAGAGAGGGGGCAAAGAGCUGGGGCUGAAGGAUUCGAACAUGGACUAUAUCCAGACUGAUGCCAUAAUUAACCAUGGGAAUUCUGGGGGACCUCUGGUGAACUUGGAUGGUGAUGUGAUUGGCAUAAAUACACUCAAGGUGACCGCGGGAAUCUCCUUCGCAAUUCCCUCAGAUCGAAUUCGACAGUUUUUGGCAGAAUUCCAUGAGCGCCAGUUGAAAGGAAAAGCUCUUUCACAGAAGAAGUAUCUCGGUCUGCGGAUGCUGCCUCUCACUAUGAACCUUCUUCAAGAGAUGAAAAGGCAAGAUCCAGAUUUCCCUGAUGUGAGUUCUGGAGUUUUUGUGUAUGAGGUGAUUCAAGGAACAGCUGCUGAAAGCUCUGGGUUGAGAGACCACGAUGUAAUUGUCAGCAUAAAUGGGCAACCUGUUACCACCACAACUGAUGUUACUCAAGCUGUUAAGGACAGUGAUUCCCUUUCCAUGAUGGUUCGUCGGGGAAGUCAAACUCUGAUCCUGACAGUCACACCUGAAAUAAUCAAUUAAAUAUCUUGCCUUAAAGAGAAAUUAUCUAACAAAACCAAAGCUAUAUUACCUGGUUUGUAUUGAAGAUGUACCAAAGAUGGCAAGUUUUAGGUUCUCUUUCUUAUAAAGAAAAACGAAUGCUUUAAAACACAAAUACAUUCAGGGACCUUUUGGUUGGGGUGCUCUACUGUUGGUUGCUAAGAAGCCUUACUAAAGCAAGUGAAGGACAUGGUACCAAGAAGUCUGAGAACUGAUAACAUUUUAUUUAAACAAAGAAACAACUGAAAGACAGGCACAGUUUCUAAUUUAACCUUGACAGAAGGCUGCUUUAGGACUUUAAAACUUCUCUAUAGCUACAAACUGGAUAUAACACAAACAUCCACACACACACCAAAUAUGAAGAAACAACCUGAAUCCAGAGUGCAAAGGAAAUCCAAUUGUUAAUAAUACUCCUUUUCCCAGUUUUUCAGGUUGUAUCAUAUUUGGCCAGGGUUUAUAGAUGCAGAGGAUGGGCAUCAUUUGCAAGUCAAACUGACACUGGCAACUGCAGAGUGUCACAGAGAAAUAUUAAAGAUUCUCAUGAUCACCCUGACAGUGGUCUCCAAAAGCUUUUCUGACUGUGACAAGGGCUUCUUUUAUAAGACUGAUACUUCAAUAACUUACAGAUUUUUACCUUUUUACCCAAGCUCAUCCUCCUGGCAACAUUAAUGAUUUUGACUCUGAAAGUUGCCAAAGUGUUGUUUUUAAAGAAAGUAGCUUUUGGUGGGGGUUUGUGAAUAUCCUGAGAUUUUUUUUUAAAAGUGUGAGAUGAGGCAGGACUUGUGGCUUAGAGUAGUAUCUUAUUUUUGGUAAGAUUUUAAUUUUAGUUUGUUUUCCAGAUUUCUCUUAGUAGUUAUUUUUUUUAAUACAGUGUCUCCUUAAAUUCUAUGCAGAAUUUUAUGUUUAUGUGCUUUUUUUCCUGGGGAGGGGGUCUAGUUUCUUUGUGACCUACAACAAUUUAAAAAAUACUAUAUACUUAUAGUAUAGAGACUAUGAAUAAGAAUCUACCAAUUAUUACUAUUGUAGACAACAAGGUUAAGGUCAAUGUGGCACAGAACUUUCAAGACAAUAAUCUGUUUUAAUUUUUCACAGUUGCUACCAUUUAAGAAUAGAAGUACAGUGAGCAUAUUUAUCAGGGAUAAUAAAGCUGAAACUUUUAGAAAAGCU